AUGGGCAGUCUUUGCUGUCCGGCUGCUGCGCCGUCGCCGGUCAUCGUACACAUCUAUGAUGUGACGGGCACGGCGCCGAUGAAGGUUGUCAACCAAGUCUUGCGCCCUUUGGGCACAGGUGCCUUCCACGCCGCGGUGGAAGUUCAUGGUAAAGAGUGGAGUUACGGGCAGACGGACGGAGGUCAUGGAAUAUUCGAAAACCCACCAGGCGAGUGUGAACAGCACUCCUACCGAGAGUCGAUCCCCAUGGGGUACACGGACCUCACCCCCUUCGAAGUGGAGAUGCUCAUUGCCGACAUGGCCAAGCGAUGGCGUGGUCGGCAGUACCUCAAAGACCAAGUGCUUGGUGUGGAGAAGGGCUUGGUGGGCAUGUAUGUGGGCUGGGUCGAGAAGUCCCUGGUGGGCAUGUGGAGGCGCAACAUUCUCGCUGGACUGGGCUUUGGCGUCUCCAACGGCAUCAUGUUCUUCAUCAUGGCGGGCGGCUUCUACGUUGCUUCCAUCCUGAUCAAGGAGGGAGUUGCGGACUUCCAGGGUGUGAUGAUGGCCUUCAUGGGCAUCUUCUAUGCAGGCAUGGGAGCCGGCCAGGCGGCCGUCAUGGUCGGCGAUGCCACCAAGGCAAAAGUGGCCUGCCACGACAUGUUCCAGCUCAUGGAUCGCGUCUCAGCCAUUGAUGGCCUGGAGCCAACCGGUGAAACUCCGAAGCAGCUGGAGGCUGGCGAGAUCGAAUUCCGCGACGUGAAGUUCUUCUACCCCUUCCGCCCAGAAGUUCAGGUGCUCAAGGGCAUCACCUUCAAAAUCUCCGCCGGGCAAUCUGUCGGUCUGGUGGGCCCUUCCGGUGGUG
This is a messenger RNA of Symbiodinium sp. CCMP2456, 841 nucleotides long. The record is from the annotation of a GenBank genome assembly. NCBI's taxonomy places the organism in Eukaryota, Dinophyceae, Suessiales, Symbiodiniaceae.